AUGUUGAAUGGUCCUAUUGCUGAAGAAGCAGAGGGUGACAGGCUUGUGAAGUCAGAUUCAUACAGUGCAAUAGGCAUGAAGCUCUAUAUAACCUCAUCAUAUACGCUCCGCGACCCAUCAGGUGCAUUGGCCUCAUGGAGAGACGACUCCCCUGUGUUCUGCAAGUGGCAUGGGGUGACAUGCGGCAGCACGCAGCAGGCAUCUCGAGUCAUUGCACUAGACCUUGAAUCCGAGAACAUCGCUGGCAGCAUAUUCCCUUGCGUUGCCAACCUCAGCUUCCUUGAAAGGAUCCACAUGCCCAACAACCAGCUUGAUGGUCUGAUUUCUACUGACAUCGGCCGAUUAACCCAGCUUCGUUUACGAGGAAGGAUUCCAGAGAGCUUAGGUAAGCUUAAAACUCUGCAAGCACCAGACCUCAGCUAUAACAACUUGUCAGGCACCGUUGCACCUGGACUUUAUAACAUCUCCUCUCUCACUUUUCUUGGAAUUGGGGCCAACCAACUUGCCGGUACACUUCCCACCAGUAUCGGCAACACCCUUACAAGCAUCACACAGUUGAUAUUGGAAGGGAGCAGGUUUGAAGGUCCAAUUCCAGCUUCACUGGCCAAUGCCACAAAUUUGCAAUAUCUAGAUCUCUGUAGCAACGCAUUCACAGGUGUUAUUCCUUCACUGGGAUCCCUGACCUUGUUGAGUUACCUAGAUCUAGGUGCAAAUAAGCUUGAAGCUGGAGAUUGGUCUUUCAUGUCCUCUCUAGUCAACUGCACACAGUUAAAGAAUUUAUGGUUAGAUAGAAACAACCUCCAAGGUAUAAUAUCUACUUAUAUCACCAAUAUCCCAAAAAGCUUAGAGAUCAUGGUUCUAAAAGAAAACCAAUUCACAGGUUCUAUACCAUCAGAGAUAGGAAAGUUCACGAACCUCACGGUAAUUCAGUUAGAUAAUAAUUUUCUUUCAGGGAAAAUUCCAGACACGGUUGGGAACCUCCAAAACUUGUCCAUUCUGACCAUAUCCAAAAACCAACUUUCUGAAGAAAUCCCAACAUCAAUUGGGAAGUUAGAGAGGCUUACUCAACUUCUUUUCGAGGAAAAUAAUUUGACCGGACCCAUACCUUCUAGUUUAGAGGGCUGCAAACAACUGACAACACUCAAUCUUUCUUCCAAUAGCUUGUAUGGAGGCAUUCCACGGGAACUGUUUUCGAUAUCUACACUUUCUGUUGGCUUAGACUUGUCCAAUAACAAACUCACUGGAGACAUACUGUUUGAGAUUGGUGCAUUGAUCAAUCUGAAUUCACUUAGUCUUUCCAACAAUCGAUUAUCAGGUGAGAUCCCCUCCACACUUGGUCAGUGCCUUCUUCUGGAGUCACUCCACUUAGAAGCAAAUAAUCUGCAACGAAGCAUCCCAGAUUCUUUCAUCAACUUAAAAGGCAUCACUGUGAUGGAUCUUUCACAGAAUAACCUGUCUGGUAGAAUUCCUGAAUUUUUGGAGUCACUUAGCGCUUUACAGAGUCUAAAUCUAUCCUUCAAUAACCUUGAGGACCCUGUCCCUGGAGGCGGCAUCUUUGCUAAACCGAAUGAAGUGUACAUCCAAGGAAACAAUAAGUUGUGUGCAACGUCUCCAGAUCUACAAGUACCACAGUGCUUGACAUCAAGACCCCAAAGAAACAAGCAUGCCUACAUUUUAGCUGUUCUGGUUUCACUUGCUAGUGUAGCUGCAGUCACAAUGGCGUGUGUUGCUGUCAUUAUUUUGAAGAAGAGAAUGAAAGGAAAGCAACUAACCAACCAGUCAUUAAAAGAGCUAAAGAAUUUCUCGUAUGGUGAUUUAUUCAAAGCAACAGAUGGUUUCUCUCCUAACAGUCUUGUUGGAUCCGGAAGAUUUGGAUUGGUGUACAAAGGUCAAUUCAAGGUUGAAGAAUGUGCAGUUGCCAUAAAGGUAUUCAGGCUCGACCAAUUUGGAGCACCAAGUAACUUCCUUUCUGAAUGUGAGGCAUUGAGAAACAUUUGCCAUCGGAAUCUUAUAAGAGUGAUUAGUGUCUGUUCAACGUUUGAUCCAACUGGAAAUGAAUUCAAAGCACUCAUUCUUGAGUACAUGGUAAAUGGUAACCUAGAAAGCAGGCUCCAUCAGAAAGAGUACACAAAAAACACGAAAAGACCAUUGAGUUUAGGAACACGAAUAGCAAUAGCUGUAGAUAUUGCUGCUGCAUUGGACUAUCUUCAUAAUCGAUGCACUCCUCCUUUGGUACAGCGUGAUCUGAAACCAAGCAAUGUCCUUUUGAAUGAUGAAAUGGUUGCAUCUCUCAGUGAUUUCGGUCUUGCAAAGUUUCUUUCUGUUGACUUUUCAACAGGAUUCAAUAAUUCAUCGAGUGCUGUAGGACCAAGAGGAUCUAUCGGUUACAUUGCACCAGAGUAUGGCGUGGGGUGCAAAAUCUCAGUUGAGGGUGACAUCUACAGCUAUGGAAUUAUUCUGCUGGAGAUUAUUACAGGAAGGCGACCAACUGAUGACAUGUUUAAGGAUGGUGUAAACAUCUGCAACUUUGUGGAGUCAUCACUUCCACUGAAUAUCCAUAACAUUUUAGAACCAAAUCUCACUGGAUAUCAUGAAGGUGCAGAUGGAGGACAGGAAAUGGUUGAAAUGCAGCACUGUGCCAUGUAA
Miscanthus lutarioriparius is the source of this 2646-nucleotide messenger RNA. The record is from the annotation of a GenBank genome assembly. NCBI's taxonomy places the organism in Eukaryota, Viridiplantae, Streptophyta, Magnoliopsida, Poales, Poaceae.